Molecule: messenger RNA, 1817 nt
Organism: Drosophila serrata
Lineage: Eukaryota; Metazoa; Arthropoda; Insecta; Diptera; Drosophilidae
Product: monocarboxylate transporter 7
Biological process (GO): monocarboxylic acid transport; transmembrane transport
Molecular function (GO): monocarboxylic acid transmembrane transporter activity
Source: RefSeq, a predicted model, not a curated record
CGCGGAGCAGCAGCAGCAUCCGUUCAAACAGAUGAAGAAGAGCAGCAGCAAGAAGACCUAUAGACUGGAGGCACCCGAUGGCGGUUGGGGUAUCCUCGUAUGCAUUGGCAUGGCCAUGCCAUUUACCAGCGCUCUGGCGGCUCUGCCCUCCUUUGGCCUCGUCUUUGGUGACUUCCUCAAGAGCAUCGGUGCGGAGACGAGUGCCAUGGCCAUCAUAACCAGUGCCUUCUUCUCGGCAAUGAGCUUUGCUGGUUUGUUCUCCGGUUCACUGUUCCAGCGAUUUGGAAUGCGGCAAGUGGGUGUCGUAGGGGGCACACUGUACUUCCUGGGCACUGGACUGCAACUGUUUGCCACCUCGACGAUGCAUUUACUGCUGGCCUUCAGCCUCAUCCAGGGUCUGGCCUUUGGCCUAAUGGUGCCCACCUGUUAUACGACAUUCAAUCAUUAUUUUGUCAAGAAUCGUGUGAUGUGGAUGAGCUUUGCACAGACCCUUAUUGGCUUGGGAUCCAUGCUUUACCCGAUUGUGAUGCAAAAGCUAUUGCAUUGGUACGGCUUCCGGGGAUGUCUCCUCAUCCUCACAGGCAUCAAUGCCCAUGCUGUGUUGGGAAUGCUGGUAAUGCAUCCCGUUGAAUGGCAUAUGCGAAAGGUGCCCAUUUCCCCGGAGGAGGCGGCAUCGGGGGAGCAGCAGGAGGAGCUAAUGCCACUGCAGGAGCUGCAGGCGGUGAAGCCCACAACAGUGGUGGUCCGAGUGCAGCCGGAGACGCCGCUGAAGGUUACCAAAGAUGAGCCCACUUUCCUGACCACACCUGCCACUGAUCCCGCCGCCACUCGACGCCUCUCUCAUGCCGAGGAGCACAUGCUAAGGGUGCACUCCAGCCGGGCCUCGAGCAUCACCAGCCUGGGCAACUGGUCUGGCCCGGUGGUGGUCAGUGAUGCCUCACCCCAGAUGACGCACAGCCGGCAGGCCUCACGUCGCACCUCCAUGUUGGCAGCGGGAGCAGCAGGUACUGGAGCAGGUGGAGCCGUGGUCCAGGAGACUCCUGAAGACGUUAAGAAAGGCUGGGUGCGCACUGUCGUGGAUUUCCUUGAUCUGACACUGCUCAAGAAACCCGUCUAUGUGAACAUUGUGCUGGGGAUCACCUUUGCCCUGUACUCCGACAUCACCUUCUUCACCAUGCAACCGGUGUACCUGUUUGAGUUGGGUUACAAUAAGGUGGACACAGCCACCAUUAUAGCCAUUGGAGCAGCCGCUGAUUUGGGAUCCCGCAUUUUCCUGGCCGUCACAGCCGUGUGCAUCCAAGUUCCAUCCCGCUACAUUUACCUGGCCGGAGCGGUCUUUACGGUCUUUGCCAGAUUCGUUUUCAAUGGCAUCACCGAGUUUGUGGGAAUGGCCUGCAUUACGGCUGUAAUCGGAUUCCUGCGCACCUGGCUCCAUGUCCCAUUGCCAUUGGUCUUUGCCGACUAUCUGCCCAAGGAGAGAUUCGCCACGGGGUACGGCCUGUUUAUGUUCACGCAGGGCAAUGCCAUGUUUUUGAUUGGCCCAAUUGUGGGUAUUAUCCGUGACAAGACCCAGAACUAUAUCCUGGUCUUUCACAUUCUCAAUGCCUUUAUGAUCCUGUGCGCUGUUCCCUGGGUCAUUGAGGUGCUCAUCGUCAAGUUCCGCAGGCGAAACAAGAUCGAACGCGACAAUGUUGAUCACGAGGAGCUGGAAAUGAACAAUGGACGCAGUCCUAUGGUUCAUUGACAGAAGGAAAACAUAGCGAAUUGAAUUAGCGAAGGUAUCAUAAACCCUAUCACAUUUAUUUUUUGCACCUUGC